This is a messenger RNA of Papilio machaon (common yellow swallowtail), 1089 nucleotides long. RefSeq names its product exosome complex component RRP42 (gene Rrp42). The coding region runs from base 163 to 1089 and encodes 308 amino acids. The record is from RefSeq and is a predicted model, not a curated record. Gene Ontology annotation, cellular component: cytoplasmic exosome (RNase complex); nuclear exosome (RNase complex). The transcript is spliced from 6 exons. Gene Ontology annotation, biological process: nuclear polyadenylation-dependent rRNA catabolic process; U1 snRNA 3'-end processing; U5 snRNA 3'-end processing. NCBI's taxonomy places the organism in Eukaryota, Metazoa, Arthropoda, Insecta, Lepidoptera, Papilionidae.
AAGUUUACUCGUUUCUCGUUUACUUAAGUUUUGAAACUAAUAAAAUUGUUAUUGUCUAAUUGUUUAUAUUUCUAAGACAAUUCUAGCAAAUUAUGCUAACUUAUGUUACUCUUCAGUUAAUCAUUUUAAGUUAAAAAUUCAUAUUCCGUAUGUAAUAUAAGAAUGGCGGGCUCUUUAAUAAGUCAAUCAGAGCAAGUAUUUAUCGUACAUGGCGUUGAAAAUGAUUUCCGUUCUGACGGCAGAUCAAGUAUUGACUAUAGACCAAUGGAACUAGAAACGGAUGUGGUGAGCCAUGCAAGUGGCUCGGCCAGGCUGCGGCUUGCAAACACGGAUAUUCUAGUUGGAGUUAAGACAGAAAUUGAUAUACCAAAACCAGAGACACCUGGCCUUGGCAAAAUAGAAUUCUUUGUGGAUUGUUCAGCUAAUGCAACACCAGAGUUUGAAGGCAGAGGGGGAGAACAGUUGGCGAACACUAUAUCAAGCACAAUGCAGCGAGCUUACUACAGCCCACAAGCUUUCAAUUUAAAACAGCUCUGUAUAUUUGAAGGAAAACAGUGUUGGAAAUUGUAUGUUGAUAUAUUAAUACUUGAAUGUGGUGGCAACCUAUGUGAUGCAGUAUCUCUUGCAGUCAAAGCUGCAUUAUUUAACACCAGGUUGCCGUGUGUGAAAGCAGCAUUGAUGGAUGGUGGCAACAUUGAUUUACAAUUGUCUGAUGACCCAUAUGACAGCAAACAAUUAGAUAUUGGCACUGCUCCUCUUUUGGUAACAUUAUGCAAAAUUGGAACUAAAUGUGUUGUUGAUCCAUCUGCAGAAGAAGAACGCUGCAGUGUUAUAUCACUUGUAGUUGGGGUUACAGGAAAUCCUAACUUUUAUCAAAUGGACGAGAAUGAUAUUCCUAAUGUUAAAUGUAAAUGUAGUACUAUAUCAAUGAAUGGCCCUGGAAGUCUGUCACCUAAAACACUUAAAAAUGCCAUUGAACAAGGAAUAAUUGCUGCAAAUUGUUUGGAUAAUGCUCUUGGGGACGCCCUUUUACGUGAGAAACAAGAAAUAUCUGAUUUUAAGAAACACUCAUACGGUUUUUUGAAAUAA